This is a messenger RNA of Frieseomelitta varia, 875 nucleotides long. RefSeq lists its product as uncharacterized. The transcript has 3 exons. NCBI's taxonomy places the organism in Eukaryota, Metazoa, Arthropoda, Insecta, Hymenoptera, Apidae. The record is from RefSeq and is a predicted model, not a curated record. The coding region runs from base 1 to 537 and encodes 178 amino acids.
AUGAUUAUUCCUCGAGACGACAGAGAGACUGUGUCUCUCCAUUGCUGCACUCCCUCCGAUGCGCAAUCGCGUUCAAGUGCAUCACACCGAAGGUCCAAUGCCAAUCUGAGCUGCGUCGCGUUUCUCAAACCAGUUUCCAUUGCUCUUAGAACCAAUAGGAGAGAGGAGGCGCAGGUACGCGUCAAAGGAAAACACGUAACGACGUAUAUAUGUACGUACACACGUCACGUGUUACGUCAUCUCACCUCCAGGAAAUGCAAUUUCCUCAUUUUCCAAAGCUGCUUGAGAACGAGAAACAGCAAUCAGUGUCAUAGUGGUCUGGUAGUAAGAAUUGGGUCAGCGAUGGGGGAUAAGCAGGUGAAGGGAAAUAUGAUUCUGUCACAAUUGCAUAUCAAUGUGUACUCGUACGGAUUCGAAAUACAAUGCAACCUGCGUUCUGCGAGGAGUAUCAUCCGAGAUAUUCUUCAAAUGCGUUUUAUUGAUGUACAUAGCUACUUGCCGUCGCCGAGAUUGCUCCUCAAUGUCGAAUCUUUUUAAUCGUGAUUAUGUCUAUUCAAUCUUGAUACGUUCUUUCGAGAAGAACGAUCGAGAAAGGAAGAGGCAGAAGAAGAACCGAGGGAAAUUGGUUUUUGUCCAGAGAGACACAGAAAUAGGAUUUUACAACGAGAAGUGAUUACGAGAUGAAAAGGAAAAAAAAAAUACAAUUCUUCUUUGCAGAAUAUGAUUCCGUGUUUAAAAAAAUAUGUACUGAGAGUAUUACGCAGAAUCAAUUUCUAAUUAAAAUACAAAUUUUACUGCUCCUCGAAUGGCGAUCAUUUUCCUUCACUGUGUCAGAUCACAGACCUUCGUGUAACUUUGUAUUUUUAUAAACACUA